Molecule: messenger RNA, 1395 nt
Organism: Lactuca virosa
Lineage: Eukaryota; Viridiplantae; Streptophyta; Magnoliopsida; Asterales; Asteraceae
Source: the annotation of a GenBank genome assembly
AUGAACGAUCCAAUAUUCAAAACCCUAACGCCAUCGCAGUUCAUCACAUUCACAGUCCCAAAUCCCGUUAACCACCCCUGCUACCUCCAAACUCCAAGGCUUCGCGUCGCCGUACUCGAUUCUCCGGUAGCUGUAGCUGCCGAUGACCUCCCAAAAGUCGCCGCCAUGAUUGUACCGGACCAGCGGGAAACAGACUGGAACUUCUGUACUGAAUCUGGUCAUCUUCAGCUUCUAUUCAACAUCCCUGGCCUCUCCCGUCUCAUCCUAAUCGGUAAUGAUCUCCCGCCUAAUCCAGAACCCCCCGUUUACAUUCGCCCUCCGGUUACUGAUACUGUUGAUAGAGAGAAACUAGAAGACGAAAUUCAACCGCUUGUAAUGGCUUUGCAUCCCAAAGUGUGUUUUCAGAAAGGUUUGCCAAAUCUCCUAUUCUUGACAUAUGAAGAUGAUGUGUUGUAUCGUGUGAUUAUAGCUAGAUUUGUAGGCCCCUUCGUUGGUGAGUUUGUUGUGGAAGAUGUUGAAAUGGAAAGUAAUAAUGAUAGCGAUAAAAAACUCCGGAGGAGAUUGAGGUUUAAAAGAAUGCCUAAUUUGAUUCAAUCGCAGGUUCCUCUUAUCCCCAUUCUUGAUGAUGGCCCGAGUAAUACAAAGUUAGACUUGGAAAGUUUGAGGAAAAUGAAGAACGCAAAGUUUGAUGUCGACACAACGGUUUUGGUUCACCCAUACUUGACUCCUAUGGUUUCUGGUCUUUUCUUGAUUGCUUCACAUCUAAAUGAGCGAAUUCAGCAAGGGUUUACUCCAAGAGCUUUGUGUUUAGGGGUUGGUGGUGGUGCUUUGUUAAGUUUCUUGAACACUCAAAUGGAGUUUGAAGUUGUUGGAGUGGAGGCCGAUGAAGCUGUUUUGAGUGCUGCAAAACAGUAUUUUGGGUUAAACAAUGGGAAAUCUAUUCAACUAAUUGUUGGAGAUGCAAUAGAGGUGAUUCAGAACUUUGCGACAAAAGGUGACACAGAUGAUUCACAGGUUAGUUUUGAGGGUUUAGAUGAUAAAUUUGAUGUAGUUAUGGCUGAUUUGGAUUCAAGUGAGGCUCGAAAUGGAAUUAGUGCUCCACCACCAGAAUUUGUUAAAAAAUCUGUUUUUCAAGCUGUGAGAUUACUUCUUCAUGAUCAUGGUGUCCUUAUCAUCAAUGUGGUUCCUCAUAAUGAGGUGAUCUAUAUGAAAUUAGUUCAAGAACUUAAGGAUGCUUUUCAAAAUGUUUAUGGAAUAGAUGUUGGGAAUCAAGAUAAUUUUGUUCUUGUGGCCACUUUAUCACCAUCUUCUUCCAAUGACCAUGAUAAUGCUUUCUUGAAGAGGUUGAGAUCUGUGAUUCAGGGAGCUUAUAUGGACUCCAUAGUGGAAUUGUGA